UAAAAGGCCUCAACUUCAUGUUACCAAGGAUGCGAACGGAAAAGAAACUCCACCAAAAGCGCCUUUCGCACUGGACAUAGCCCAAAGGAAAGUAUUAUGCAACUGGGUGAGAGAUUUAAAAUUUCCAGAUGGUUAUGCGUCCGACUUAACAAGAUGUGUGGACAUGCAGUCCGGUAAGCUGCACAGUAUGAAAAGUCAUGACUGUCAUGUCUUCAUGGAAAGAUUGUUACCGAUAGCAUUAAAGGAGUUGCUCCCGGUUCAUGUGUGGAAAGCUGUUACUGAGAUCAGCCUCUUUUUUCGUGAUUUGUGUUGCUCCACCAUCACAGUAAGAGACAUGGAAAGAUUGGAAAAGAACAUAGCCGAGAUCAUUUGUAAACUUGAAAAGAUUUUCCCACCAUCAUUCUUCAAUUCCAUGGAACACUUACCGGUUCACCUUCCACGCGAAGCUAGGCUAUGUGGUCCCGUACAAUACCGUUGGAUGUAUCCCUUUGAAAGGUUCCUUAAUCAUUUAAAACGCAAAAUUGGUAACAAGGCUCGUGUGGAGGGUUCUAUUUGUAAUGCGUACUUGUGCGAAGAGAUUGCAAACUUCUGUUCCAACUAUUUUCAGCAAGGAGUGGAUACUAAGACACGAGAUUUAGGCCGUAAUGUCACUAAUGAAGUUGAUAGGAUGCUCGAUGAAAAUGUCCCAGAACUAUUUAGAGUUGAUUGUGGUCGGCCGUCAAACGCAGGUGGAAAACGAUUUUUAACUGAAGCAGAACUUCAACGUGCACACCUAUAUGUGUUAGCAAAUAUAGGCAUCUUACAAGAAUUUGAAAAGUAAAACACUUGUUAUUAAUCAUACUAUUUACAAAUUUGAAUUUUAUUUCAAUUUAGACAUUGACAAUUGUUAUGAU
Beta vulgaris subsp. vulgaris (sugar beet) is the source of this 893-nucleotide messenger RNA. RefSeq lists its product as uncharacterized. NCBI's taxonomy places the organism in Eukaryota, Viridiplantae, Streptophyta, Magnoliopsida, Caryophyllales, Amaranthaceae. The record is from RefSeq and is a predicted model, not a curated record. The coding region runs from base 164 to 820 and encodes 218 amino acids. The transcript is spliced from 2 exons.